AGCUUGUGUUGCAGCUCUUUGUGUGCAGCAGCAGGUUGCAUUUCAGCACAGCCAGCCCUCUGCUACACAGCGCCCCCUCUGGCCAGCCGCUGCACCGCGAGGAGAAGCUGUGAGCCCGGUGAGCGACUGCUGCUGAAGACACAACACUGCUGUCUGCACUCAGCCUGACCUGCGACUGGCAAUGGACUACACGAACAACUCCUCCAACAGCUACAGCUCCGGAGACACCAUGAGCUCCUCCUUAGCCAACAUGACCAUCAACGACCAGCACCCCCAGGAGAACGGGAUCAUGAAAGAGCCUGAAGCAGCUGUCAGUGAAAACGGGCCUAAACCUGUGUCUGAGCUCUGUGACGAAAAGGUGCUCCCUGUGGAGACGUCUGAGAAGGCCGGUGUUGAAGCAGCAGUGCCUGAGCUCUCAGAAACACAGAGCACUUCAUGUGGAGACGAGGGGCAGCUUGCAGCGGCAGGAGGAGCAGCUUCAACAGCUCAAGCAAAGACGGAUAACGGCUCUGCAGAUAAGACCCCAACUGCCAUCAAACCAACCUCUUCCCCUAAAAGACCAUCCCCAGUCACCAGGGGCACCAAAACAAACUCUCCCUCCGGAAACGGCCCCAGCUCCAUCCCCAUUAAAACCAGCAGCCCGGGGCCCCGGCAGGCCGGAGGUCCCGGUCUUGCUAAGUCUCAAACCCAAGGAGUCAAGACAUCAGCUCAAGCAGCUAGUGCCAAGAAACCUCCCACUCCAAAAAAUCAAAAAGAUGGGAGUGGACACAGCAGCCCCGGCACUAACUCUCCCAAUAGCCAAGCACUUUCUGCCAAGGCUGCGGCGGAGGCCAACAAAGUGAAGAAAGUGGCCGUGGUGCGUUCUACGCCCAAAUCCCCGGGCUCGCUGAAGACCCGCCCCCCCGCCCCUCUGGCUGCAGCGGCGCCGAUGCCCGACCUGAAGAACGUCAGGUCCAAGAUCGGCUCUACAGACAACCUGAAGCACCAGCCUGGUGGGGGAAAGGUACAAAUCCUUGAACAGAAGUUGGAUUUUAGUAAUGUCCAGUCUAAGUGUGGCUCCAAAGGCAAUAUGAAACAUGUACCCGGUGGCGGCAAUGUCCAGAUCCUUGACAAGAAGCUGGAGUUACCCAAUGUUUCAUCUCGUUGUGGAUCUAAGGACAACAUAAAGCACACCCCUGGAGGAGGCAAGGUUCAAAUUCUUGAAAAGAAGCUGGACUUAAGCAGUGUGCAGUCCCGGUGCGGCUCCAAAGAUAAUAUAAAACAUGUAGCGGGCGGUGGCAAUGUUCAAAUUCUUGAAAAGAAGCUGGACUUAAGCAGUGUGCAGUCCCGGUGCGGCUCCAAAGAUAAUAUAAAACAUGUAGCGGGCGGUGGCAAUGUUCAGAUUGUGCACAAAAAGAUCGAUCUGACCAACGUUCAGUCGAAAUGUGGAUCCAAAUCCAACCUCCAUCAUAAGCCAGGUGGUGGGAACAUUGAGAUCAAGCAUGAGAAGCUGGAGUUCAAAGUUCAGUCUAAGGUCGGCUCUCUCGAUAACAUCGGCCACGUCCCUGGAGGCGGAGGGAGAAGGAGGGAGAAAGGGAAGGAAGCAGAGAGGAGUUCCUCAGGCAGCCCCUCAAUCCCCUCCCCAGCUGUCACCCCCCCUCAGUCACCUCAGACUGUCCCUUCAACACCCAUCACACCCAUCCUGACGAACCCCCUCAUAAAGAUUGAGGACUCCCAUUGAGAGCCACAAGCUGAGCUUCCGUGAGUCCGCCAAGGCGCGCACCGACCACGGCGCUGAGAUCGUCUCUCUGGAAGACUCCCCCCACCAGCUCAGCACCGUGUCCUCCUCCGGCAGCCUCAACAUGGCCGACUCCCCGCAGCUCUCCACGCUGGCUGACCAGGUGUCCGCCUCCCUGGCCAAACAAGGCUUGUGAACGCCCCCCCCCCCACUUCCCUACACUUGGCUCCACCUCGACCACACGACCACGUAGAGGAGUUGUGAUGCCCUCCUCAUUAUUAUCACUGGACUUUUUUAGCUACCCAUCACUGUUUAUCCUUCACUAAACUGGCAUUACGUAGAGAGAGAGAAACAUGAUUAACAAUAUGUAUUUAAUUUCUCUCUGUGGUCUCUUCAUUUGCUAUUUCUACCUUUUGUAAGUCUCCCUUUAAGAGUUAAAGCACCCCAGCAGAGCAAAAUUCCCCCUGUGAAUCCACAGAUCUCCAUACAUAUCCUGGUAAUCAUGUAACACUUGGUUUCCUGUCACAUGACUGUGGGCCCUUUGGAGAGGUGUGUCUCUAACGUCCCCUUUUAGGGUGUCCCCUGACAUUUCCUUUGGUACUGCUGGGGUCCGGUUUGUGCUAACGCAGAAGGAGCAGUUAACAGGGUACGGUGAAGGGUGUCGGAGGAAAACUGCUCAAAAGAAAAGUAGCAAUUUAAUUGUGCAAGGCAGAAAAAAGGCUUUCAGACCUCAGUGCUGUAUUUUGCUUUGUGUAGUCCCGACAUGACGGGGGUGUAACCUGGAUUAAAAAAAAAAGAAAAAACAGAACUGCUAGCGUAGAAACUUUGGUUUGUGUUGGGCACAGUUUUAUAAUCGUUCUCUGUGGAUAUAUGACAUGUAUUUGAUAUGAAGAAACAUUUGUAUCGUGCCUGCUACUGUCAGUGUUAUUUUAUUUUUUGUUAUUGCUCUAUCGGAAAUGCGCUUGAGAAGAAAUUAACUUUAAGGCAUUUAAACUGUAUCUCUCAUGGCCAAAUUAUAAAGAGUAGAGACUCGAGCUAGUCAUUGAUAACAGCAUUUAAACGGCUUUAUGCACAUUAAAGGUAGGUACAAUAAUCACCUCAAUUACUGGAAGUUAUUCUUAAAGCGAGACGAUAUGAUCCGAUAAUGCUAAGCUAAUAGUGUUAAGGAGCUAGGUAUGAAUUUGACUGAGGUUGUAGCUCCUCUUAAAUGUUAUAUAGUCUCACUUUAAAAGUUGAAAAAGUAGUAUUUGAGAAUGUUCUCAACCAUAAUGAAUAUUGCUAAGCAGGUAGGCGGAUGUUAAUGGAUGAUGAAGAUGGAUGACGAUAGGUUGACUGGGCCAUGUUAGGUUGAGGGAAAACAGUACAGCAGUUCAUCUGCGUCUCUGGACGGUUCAACGUGACACCAAGUUAGCUGGUUGCUUUUGAUGAUAAAAUACUCUUGGGUAAAAAAAACACAACAUAACAUGGCCAAAAGUAUGUGGACACCCGCACACCAUGCAAAUUAAUUUAUCUGAACCCUUUUCAGAGACCUGAAGUGGUCUAAAAAACUAUUCUCGCUUGUUACACUCCGUAGUUUGACUGUGGUCCUUCUGACUGACAUAAUUCGUAAUUUGAAAUAUUAUAUGAUAAUUCCCAGGCUCAAAAUCCUGGUAAUAAUCCCAUGGCCCAUUUAAGAUUAUCUUGCGGCCCUGAAUGGGGUCUCGACCCUUAGGUUGGAAACCACAGUGAAAAACAGCCUGCUGGAAAGCCUGAAGAUUUCAGGUCCAGCAAACGUCACAAAAGAAUACUUGUGUAAAGUCUGCAGGGUUGUCCACAUUGUGUUGGCCCCCCAUGGAGAGACAGAUCCACAGAUCAGAGUAAUAUGAGUAUUUAGUGUUUUGUAAAGAAGCAACCAGCUGUUUUCCUCAAUUUGUAACGAGAACCAUGUUCCUUAAAAAUAUAACACUCCGUUCAUGUGCUCAAACACGUCCUAAUGUUGAUGGAUAUUCCCAGUGACUCAUCACUAUUACUCGCAUUAAUAUGAAGUGAACAACUUCUUGCAUGCACCUCCUGUAGGAGUCUGCCUGUUGCCUCCCCCCUCACAAAGUGGUCUCUUUGUUCUUCCUGUUUAAUGAACAUAUUAUGGAUAUGGAAAGACCUACUGAUCUAAAAAAAAAAAAAAAAGUGGUUUUAAAGAGUCCUAACAGUCCCAGCUGUGUGUAUUUAACAUGUUGCCAACAUAGAUUUAAAGGUGUUUUAUCUCUAUGAUCGCAAAGGUGGGACCUGAGAGUGCUUGCACCUUUCUCUGCAUGCUGAGUUCUCAGACCACAUGGUCGGUGUGCAGGAGGAGAGGAGAGGCGUGCAGUAACAUGCUUUUGGUGGGUCGGUUUUUCUGCAGUAACAAAACUCAUCACCCCUUUUUUCGUUUGGUUGCUUCUGACGCUGUACAGUUGUGGAAAUGUGAUUGUUCUCGUUAUUGUGCAUUUGAUCAAUAACUGGUUUAUGAUGAUUCUUGUUGCUGUAUAUGUGUAUUUGAAAAUAAAUGCUAUGAAGUCAC
Messenger RNA from Eleginops maclovinus (Patagonian blennie), 4253 nucleotides. RefSeq names its product microtubule-associated protein tau a (gene mapta). Gene Ontology annotation, biological process: neuron projection development; microtubule cytoskeleton organization. Gene Ontology annotation, cellular component: neuron projection. The transcript has 18 exons. Lineage: Eukaryota; Metazoa; Chordata; Actinopteri; Perciformes; Eleginopidae. Bases 182 to 1720 code for a protein of 512 amino acids. The record is from RefSeq and is a predicted model, not a curated record. Gene Ontology annotation, molecular function: microtubule binding.